Xiphias gladius (swordfish) is the source of this 1992-nucleotide messenger RNA. RefSeq names its product zinc finger DHHC-type palmitoyltransferase 16a (gene zdhhc16a). The record is from RefSeq and is a predicted model, not a curated record. Gene Ontology annotation, biological process: protein palmitoylation. Gene Ontology annotation, molecular function: palmitoyltransferase activity. NCBI's taxonomy places the organism in Eukaryota, Metazoa, Chordata, Actinopteri, Istiophoriformes, Xiphiidae. Gene Ontology annotation, cellular component: Golgi apparatus. Bases 256 to 1404 code for a protein of 382 amino acids. The transcript is spliced from 12 exons.
CGCCGCUCAUCUGGCGCAUGCGGGCUAACUCCGGAUCAGGAUUCAGAUCAGUUAACUGUCACAGAAGAUCCCAGGUCCUGCCGUUCUUCGCCAAAAAUAAUCCCGCAUUUGCCUUCCUUUUGAAAAUGUCGACGGGAGUGCUGGUUUCAGCAGCUUUCUUGCCUUCAUAGAACAGUAGCUGCUAACUGUUAAACCUCCACCGAGACUCCACCCUGUCUGGAAUGCAGCAAGGUGCGUGCACAUUACAGAUGCAGGAUGCGGUGUUGUCCCGGCUCUGUGCUCCACCUGCUGUGCUGUGUGCGGUCACGGUCAUGUACCAGGAGAGGAAGGAACAGGCUGCCUCUGUGGAUUAGGGAAAUAUGGGCUUACAUGAGGCUGCUGGGGCAGUCACUUUACUUUAACUCCCUCACUGACUCAGAUGUGGUUUUCGACUCAGUCUUUGAACCAGUGUUUUUGAUUGUGGAUUAUGUCACCCGCUGGUUUGGCAUGGUGUUUGUUUGUCUGGUGGUGAUACUGACCAGUUCCAUUGUGGUGAUCGCCUAUGUGGUCCUACUGCCUCUGGUCCUCAACACGUACUCACCCGCAUGGAUUGCUUGGCACGUUUGUUAUGGACAUUGGAACCUCAUCAUGAUUGCUUUCCAUUACUACAAAGCCGCCAAGACCUCCCCCGGGUGUCCCCCAACAGAAAAAAAUGACACUCCAUUUGUAUCAGUGUGCAAAAAAUGCAUCAUGCCUAAACCAGCAAGGACACACCACUGUGGUAUCUGUAACGGGUGCAUUCUGAAAAUGGACCAUCAUUGUCCAUGGUUGAAUAACUGCGUGGGUCAUUUUAACCAUCGUUACUUCUUCUCCUUCUGUCUCUUCAUGACCUUGGGUUGUGUCUACUGUAGCAUCAGUGGCAGAAACCUGUUCCUAGAUGCAUACAAUGCUCUUGAGCGCUUUAAGCAUUUGGAUAUGGAAAAGCCAGGGGUACCAGUAACAGGGAUGGGACUUCUUAUAGGACUUCUUCCCCCUGGCCAGACCAACUAUCAGACACCUGCACCACCGUACACCUUUAAAGAUAAGAUGAUUCAUAAGAGCAUCAUCUACAUGUGGGUGCUUACCAGCACGGUGGGAGUGGCCCUGGGAGCUCUGACCAUUUGGCAUGCAGUUCUCAUAUCCAGAGGAGAGACCAGCAUAGAAAGACACAUUAACAACAAGGAAACAAAGCGAAUGGCAAAAUGGGGAAAGGUAUACAGAAACCCUUUCAACUAUGGCAGGCUGAAUAACUGGAAAAUCUUCUUUGGCGUGGAGAAAAGAAGUCACUGGGUCACACGUGUCCUCCUUCCCUCUGGACACGCCCCACAUGGUGAUGGGUUGACAUGGGACGUCUUACCAGUUAAGAAGGACUUGAUACCUGUAUGACAGACUCUACAUAGGCAUACUUGCAGCCUACUUUCGGAUGUCUUUUCUGUGUCCAACCCCCUCUGGUCAUUUGAUGUUGUUGGUUUAAAGGAUCCUUUCAUGGUGGCUCCCUACAACUGGAGAAAUGGGGUCAUGUUAACCUCCAAUACCUCAGAACCUUGCUGUGGCAUUGCUCAUGGUUUCACAGCCUACAUUCUUCAGCAGUGAAAAUGAAAUGUGUCAUGGAUGGGUUGUUUUCAACUGGGUUUUACUCAAAAACUGGUCAUACUUGACUAUGAGCAUUGUGCUAAUGAUGGGUUUGAUAUUUUUACAAGCCGCAUGUACUGACUCACAUAUCAUUGGACUGAAGUACCUAUAAAAUAAUUUAUAUAUUUUUUUUAAAAACUGUCUGUUUGUUCUGCCCAAACUGAUAUUUAUUACAAAACUAAAACCAACCAAAAAACCCCACAAAGAUUUUGGACAAAAUGGUUCACUCAGCACCUCCACCUCCCUAGACCAUUUGCACACUCCAGUCCAGUAUUAUCAUUUGAUUUGAACAUUCAAGGAAAGCUGCAGUACCAUGAUAAUGUGUUAUUUAUCUCUAUUUUG